AUGACUGUGGUUAGAGGCAAAGGCAGGAGGCAGCAGGAAGAGCGCUCCAGGGGCAAUAAGCCCUCCCAACACAAGAGGGCACCAUCCUUACCUCGUCCUCCUCCACCUCCUCCUCCACCUCCUCCACCACCAGGGCCUCCCCCACCCCCGCCCUGCAGGACCCGGUCCCGUGAGCGACCCAGGAAGAGCUCGUCAUCGGCAGGCUGUGCCCUGGACGUGGACCGUGUCUACUCGGAGGCACGGGGCAGGAGACAGCGAGACUCUGAGCUGGGUCCUGGGAUGGAGGGGGUGAUGGGGGACCUGCGAGGCCGAAGGGGCCGCACAAGGGCUGCGGUGUACCAGACCUCCGACCUGCCCUCGCUCAUACCACUUCCAGCCCAGCCAGACAGCCAGGCCGACAGGGGCAAGCCCAAGGCCACCUUUGUGUAGUGUUGAAGGAGGAUCACAA
Engraulis encrasicolus (European anchovy) is the source of this 448-nucleotide messenger RNA. Its product is annotated as actin nucleation-promoting factor WASL-like. The transcript has 2 exons. Lineage: Eukaryota; Metazoa; Chordata; Actinopteri; Clupeiformes; Engraulidae. Bases 1 to 429 code for a protein of 142 amino acids. The record is from RefSeq and is a predicted model, not a curated record.